UAAGUGUCUUCGUUGGCUGGAGACUUACCAUGAUGCUCCUGCCCCCUGCUGUGAAGAAAAAGAACAAUGAACGUCGACAGUGAGAAGCUUUACAUCUAUUCAGAUGGUCGACACACACACACAAAACUUCGCAGAAAAAAUAGCCCCUUAUCACAUUGUGGGAAACGGCCCCCCAAAAGGUUGGUAAAGCUGCACAGGUGGACGUUUGAGCCGACUUUCCCCCCAUGUCGUGAACCCCCAGGUGUUUGCGCAGGCCUCCUUUAUGUUAUGUAUCUUACCUGCUUGUGAUUCGAUCCGGUUUUGACCCGGAACCGGCCCAGGAUGCAACUGAACGGCGUGCAACCGAAUGUCAUCACUCUCAACUCAAUGCUUGACGCUUGCGCCAAGCGCGGAAGGUUGGGGCCAGCAGAAUGGUGGUUCCACUUCAUGGAGGACUCAAACUUGGAACCCAACCAAGUGAGCUUUUGCGCCUUGCUCAACGCGUGCGCAAAAGCGCAAAACCCAAAGAGGGCGCAGGUUUGGUUCGACAAGAUGUUGGGCUACAGGAUAGCUGCUGAUAUUGUUGCCUACAACGCCUUCAUUGCUGCUUGUGCCGGACAAGCCAAUGUGGCCAAGGCGGAAGAAUUGCUCACAGAGGCAAGGGCAACUUGCCUUUCUCCUGACUUGGUGACCUAUAACACUUUGCUUCAUGCCUGGGCCCGCUCUGCUACACAGCAGGAGGGACAGUCAAUGUUUCCAGGCAAAAUGCAUAUCUUCGCAUUGCAUGUUUGUUUCUGUAUCUUACUGAUUCUUACUGUAUGUUCACAACGGCCUGCACCAUGUUGAUGUGGCAUGCUUGUAAUCAAUAUUAACGAAUAGAAGCCCCUGUUCUUCCUUUUGCUGUAUCUCGCUCGUCCUUCCUGGCACUGUUCUUCCUGCUUCUUGGUCAAUGGAUGCCGCCGCUGGUUGGAGACAGUGCUUCAUAAUAGAUUUCCCGCUUGGAAGGACCUUGCAAAAGGAAUCCAGUACUUGGCCAAGUCCAAAGAGCUGGGUCUGGAUGUGAUCAGCUUUAACUGCAUGUUGCAUGCGUGCGCAAGAUUAAGCCAAGCAACCCAGGCAGAGGGCAUCUUUAAAAGCAUUGAGGGGUGUCAGCUGGAGCCGACUCAAGUGACUUACAAUGCGGUGAUCAGCUCAAAGAGCCAGGCAAGCGUGCCAAAAACACAGAUCCCGGGACGAAAAACCCAUUUCUACAGCAGCUGCUAGACAUUGGUAGACAUAUGUUUUCAGCUCCCAGAAAAGAAGCUUUCUCGCAUCUAUGCAAUAUUGACGGUCUUCAAUUUGAGAAUGCUGCAUUACCCCACAGGCAGGUGAUGUUGCAGCGGCAGUGUCCUGGCUUGAUCGGAUGGCAACUUGGCUGGAGGCUUGGGAAAUACGUUUGAAACCGAUCAACACCAGGCGAUAUUUUUCCACCUUGAUGCGAAUGCUAUGGAUUGUGGCAUACUUUGAUUGAUCGGGAAUAGCUCAGGUUCAGAAGACAUUUGUUCCAGACGUUGUCACUUUCACACCACUGCUGACGGAGCUUACACGCAUCAGAGAUUUGCAGCGCCUGCAGUCCGUAUUCAGACGAAUGCGCAAUGCAGGGGUGGCCCUGGAUACUAUUGGCAUCGAUUUGCAUUUGAGCCCCAGCAUCACCAAAAAAAAACGAGACCAACUGACGCUGCCACCA
Messenger RNA from Cladocopium goreaui, 1705 nucleotides. The record is from the annotation of a GenBank genome assembly. NCBI's taxonomy places the organism in Eukaryota, Dinophyceae, Suessiales, Symbiodiniaceae.